This is a messenger RNA of Nelumbo nucifera (sacred lotus), 1805 nucleotides long. RefSeq lists its product as uncharacterized. Gene Ontology annotation, cellular component: Golgi apparatus. The record is from RefSeq and is a predicted model, not a curated record. NCBI's taxonomy places the organism in Eukaryota, Viridiplantae, Streptophyta, Magnoliopsida, Proteales, Nelumbonaceae.
UGCUCAUCACUGAACAGCUCUAGGGGAGGAUUCUUGGUUGGGUUCGUGCGGGACCGGAUAGCAGAUACCAUAUACGCCAUCAAUCUCUGCUCUGGAUCGCCUUGCACGUUGGAGACCUGAUUCAGGCGGGACAGAGUUGUCGUAGCAGCGUCUGUGUUUCCUUCGGCGAACCUGAGACGAGGAGACAAAGAGGUUGAAGUUGUCAAUUUUCAAUUUCUUCGGUUGGGGGAGCUGACCUGCCGAUGCGAUGGUUGUCUGUAAAUGCCGCAAGGCGACCAAGCUUUACUGCUUCGUGCAUAAGGUUCCUGUUUGUGGAGAAUGCAUUUGUUUUCCAGAGCACCAAAUAUGUGUGGUUCGCACUUACUCCGACUGGGUAAUAGAUGGGGAAUAUGAUUGGCCUCCUACUUGCUGCCUAUGUCAUGCUGCGCUUGAAGAUGGAAAUGAUCCUCAGACUACUCGAUUGGGUUGCUUGCAUAUCAUACACACAAACUGCCUGGUAUCCCACAUUAAAAGUUUUCCUUCACAUACUGCACCAGCGGGAUAUGUGUGUCCCUUGUGUUCCACUUCGAUAUGGCCUCCUAAAAGCAUCAAAGAUUCAGGAUCCUGUCUGCAUUCAAAACUAAAGGAAGCUAUUAUGCAGACUGGUUUGGAAAAGAAUUUGUUUGGAAAUCAUCCUGUUUCACUGGCAACUGCUGGGUCCCGCCUUCCUCCUCCUGCUUUUGCUUCUGAUCCACUUACGCAUACUGGAGGCAGAGAGAAAAAUAGUUCAAGUUCUUUAGAUUCCAUAAAGGACCCAGCCUUGACAUCUCCAGUAACUGAGAAGACAAACUUGGUUGAAGGGUACCCAUCUACAACUGGAAUAGACUCAUCAAAACUUUCUUCUACUGAUAUUGUGGAGAUAGAUGGUUCUAGUUCAGUGGGAAAUCAAUUUGCAUCUGAUCUGGAGUCAAACUUCAUCAAAAGUGCAAGUCCUGUUGGUCCUGGUGCUACAACAAGAAAAGGUGCUUACCAUGUUGACAGGCAGAAUUCUGAAAUUUCAUAUUAUGCUGAUGAUGAAGAUGGUACCCAGAAGAAGUACACUCGAAGGGGUCCUUUCCAUCAUAAGUUUCUAAGGGCUUUACUACCUUUCUGGUCUAGUGCACUGCCAACUCUACCAGUGUCUGCACCCCCACGCAAGGAUAACACAGAUGAUGUUCCAGAAGGCCGGUUGCGUCAUCCAAGGCCUUCAAGGAUGGAUCCGAGGAAAAUCCUCCUCAUAAUGGCAAUCAUGGCAUGCAUGGCAACAAUGGGUAUCUUGUAUUAUAGACUGGCACAACGCAGUCUUGGUGAUGACCUGCCCGAUGAUGAGCAACAAUGAUUAUCAUUGAAGAUACACAUAACGACAGUACUCUUACAGAUUUUUGGUUACUGGGACCUUAAUCCCGUUGACCCUGCCCUGCUUUCCUUAUGUUGAGUACAGUUUGGCUACUUGUGUUGUUGUAACGCACGGAUUGUUGGAUUACAGCAAAAAUGUCACACAACUCCUCAUAGCUCUCUUGCUUCUUUAUAUGUCCUUCAAAUGUGCAUUGUCCAAGUUGAAUGGAAGAAAUGGAUUAAGGUUAAAUGUCCAAGGGUUUCAUGAACUUGGGGUUGGUCAUUAUUAGUUAUUUCUUUCCAUGGACUACUGAUAUAGUUAUUUGGAAAAGAAAGGUCAAGGCUAAGCCAGUAUAAUUAGCUCAGUUCUGUACCCCUCCCCCCCUUCUGUGUUUCUCUGCAGUAGGAUGAUACUUAAAAUAUCAUGCUUUGAGUAGAUCAUUGUUCAUAUA